UUGAACAGAGAGCUAGUUCAACCAGAUACUGUACGGCUUCUAACAGAAAGAACAAGUGACACUGAAUCAGAGCCGAGUGGAAAUUUACUGCUGCUCUGUGCCAUCGAUUUUGUGAGUCUCUGGCCUGAUACCAGAGCUGGAAGGGAAGCUGAUAGCAGGCAUCUUGAAACCAUGUCAUUUUGCAGGGAUCUACUGUUAUUCUGAGAGCCCUUCUAAGGAAUGAGCUCCAGGGAUAUCAUUUUAUCUGCAUACUUGCUAGCAAUCUGCUUUCAGUAACUCAUUGCAACUGGAGGAUUUCUCAGAUAUAGUCAGCUGAGACAGAAGACAAAACAUGAAGAAAAUGCCAUUGUUCAGCAAGUCACAUAAAAAUCCGGCUGAGAUUGUUAAAACUCUGAAGGACAACAUGGCCCUGCUGGAAAGGCAGGACAAAAAAACUGAAAAGGCCUCUGAAGAAGUGUCUAAAUCUCUUCAAGCUACAAAAGAGAUUUUGUGUGGGACAGGGGACAAAGAACCUCAGACAGAGACGGUGGCUCAGCUCGCACAAGAACUGUACAACAGUGGCUUGUUGGUUACUUUAAUAGCCAACUUGCAUCUCAUAGAUUUUGAGGGCAAGAAAGAUGUAUCUCAGAUAUUCAACAACAUCCUGAGAAGACAGAUUGGCACUCGGAGUCCCACUGUGGAGUAUAUCAGUUCCCAUCAACAUAUUCUUUUUAUACUACUCAAAGAGUAUGAAUCCCCACAAGUUGCACUGCAUUGUGGGAUUAUGCUGCGAGAAUGCGUCCGUCACGAGCCCCUUGCCAAAGUCGUUCUUUACUCAGAGCAGUUCGGGGACUUCUUUAAGUAUGUGGAAAUGUCAACAUUCGACAUAGCUUCCGAUGCCUUUGCUACAUUUAAGGACCUGCUGACAAGACACAAAUUGAUGGUAUCAGAAUUUCUAGAGCAGAAUUACGACAGAAUAUUUAACGAAUAUGAAAAGCUUCUUCACUCCGAGAACUACGUGACGAAGAGACAGUCCCUUAAGCUGCUGGGCGAGCUGAUCCUGGACCGACACAACUUUUCCAUUAUGACGAAAUACAUAAGCAAGCCUGAAAAUCUGAAGCUCAUGAUGAAUCUGCUCCGUGAUAAGAGCCCAAACAUUCAGUUUGAAGCAUUCCAUGUGUUUAAGGUUUUUGUAGCAAAUCCAAACAAAACUCAGCCAAUCGUAGAUAUCCUGUUAAAAAACCAAACCAAGUUAAUCGACUUCCUGAGCAGCUUUCAGAAGGAGCGAACAGACGACGAACAAUUCACCGACGAGAAGAACUACUUAAUCAAACAGAUACGAGACUUAAAAAAGCCAACGCCAUGAGGAUUUCCUUUGCUUCUCCCCUUGACAAGUACCGGAGAGCAUUAAAUUGGGCGUUUUAAAGGCGUUGUCAUGGCAUUGUCUGUGCCUAUGUUUUUUUCUUUCUACUUAGUUUAUUAGCUGCCAAGAGUAUACAUGUUUUAUAUUAAAACUUCCAAAAAAAAAAAAAAAGACCAGCUUAAAAAAAAAAAAAAAAAAAAAGAAAGAAAAAUCCUUCUUAUUCAGGUCUGGGAGAAUGGGAAAAUUUAAAGUUGGGUAUAUGAGAAGCUUAAAGAUAUAUUUCAUUUUCCUCCUCGCACUGUAGGGAGCCCUGCUGAUAGAUCUCAUUUCAUUUGCUUCAUUAUUUAACUCAUUUCACCUUUGCAGUUCAAUGCACCAAGGAAGUCAUUAGAGCAGUAAGUAAGAAACGCCCUGAACUCGCCAUUUUUCUUCCCUUAUAGCAAUGGCUUUCCAUUGUGCUGCGAAAAUACAUAUAAGCUUAGCGGCAGGCCUUUCCUUUCUAGCUCAAUAAAUCUAUUACUGUAGUGCAGACGGUUAUCAUUUAAUGGUACUUUAUGCUUAUUAUCCUUUAAUGUUUUAUUUAAUAAAAGAUCUUUAGUUGA
This is a messenger RNA of Xenopus laevis (African clawed frog), 1944 nucleotides long. RefSeq names its product calcium binding protein 39 like S homeolog (gene cab39l.S). Gene Ontology annotation, molecular function: protein serine/threonine kinase activator activity. Bases 332 to 1345 code for a protein of 337 amino acids. The record is from RefSeq and is a predicted model, not a curated record. NCBI's taxonomy places the organism in Eukaryota, Metazoa, Chordata, Amphibia, Anura, Pipidae. The transcript has 9 exons. Gene Ontology annotation, biological process: intracellular signal transduction.